AUGGCCGACCUGCGAAGCUCCAACGAUGACGAUGCCGUGCCGCAUUCUCAGCAGCACCAACAAGACAGGCCCAUUAGCUUGCCUAUCGACGAGCCCAGAUCCUCACAACAAGACGCUGAGGCCACUGGCCCCGAGAACAGCUCAGAUGGCAAACAGAGCGCCGAGGCUCAGGGUCAUGACAUCGAGGCGUCGGAGCAGGGACCUGGACCGUCGACGGCACCUCCAGCAACUGUUUCCGGGACCGAAGAGCAAGCCAGGCCAGCCGUCGAUCCAACCGUGACGAAGCAUGUCAACGAUGUCAUGGCUUCAGAGCUGGGCAUCCCGACCCUGUUGAACCGACUCAAGCAAAGCGUAGCCUCGGCCAAGGAAUUCGCCCUGUUCCUCAAGAAGCGCUCCGUCCUCGAAGACGACCACGCCCAGAGCCUUCGCAAAUUGUGUCGGCUAACUCAGGACAAUGCGCGCCGGCCCGAACAUCGCCAGGGCACCUUCUCCAAGUCUUACGACGAGAUGGUCUUUAUUCACGAUCGCAUGGCCGAGAACGGAUCACAAUUUGCCGCUUCACUCCACCAGAUGCAAGAAGACUUGCUGGAAUUGGUGGCAAAUGGCGAACGAGGGCGCAAAAUGUGGAAGGCAAACGGCCUGGCUGCCGAGCAAAAGGUAGCCGACUUGGAGCAGGUGUUGCGCAAGAGCAAGGCCAAAUACGAUUCUCUGGCUGAGGAAUAUGACCGUGCGAGGACCGGCGAGGCCAGGCAAAGCGGAAAGGUGCUCGGCGCAUUCAAAGCGCACAAGUCUCCAGCACAACAAGAAGAGGAUUUGUUGAGAAAGGUUCAGGCGGCUGAUCAAACGUAUUCGGGCCACGUUCAGUCAUUGCAGGCCGAAAAGGCUCAUCUUGAGAAGUCUGCUCGUCCCGAGGCCGUCAAGGCCCUGCGUGAGCUCAUCUCCGAGACCGACUCGGCUGUGACACUGCAGAUGCAAAAGUUUGCCGCCUUCAACGAGAAGCUCCUCCUCGGAAACGGGCUGAUUGUCAGCCCCUUCAAGAUCCAAGGCGCCCAAGGAGCUGGCCAGCCGCGAAGUUUGCGCCAGGCAGUUGCCGCCAUUGAUAACGAGAAGGACUUCAACGACUUUGUUGCUGGCCAGCAUACCAGGAUCCAGCCCUACACGGAGGUCAAAUAUGAGCGCAAUCCGAUUUUGAUCUCCAAUCCAUCGUCCGUCAGCCACCCUCUGCCCCAGAGUAUGCACACUAUCCAGUCAGUUGGAACAUCUGGGCCGCCUCCUCCAGAAGGCCCGAACUCCUUCGGUCCAGGCUCAAGAAGCAGCGUCGGCAAUUUUGGUCCCAUGGGAAGCCUUAUUUCAUCACAGGGCCCUUCUGCAUCGCAAGGUGGCAAGCCUGAUUCCAACCGCCCGUAUGCCCAAACUCACGGCCGCAGCUUCAGCCAGGGCAACAUGCUGAGCCAGCAGGUCUCUGCCUUGCAGCAAUUCGCGAGCAGGAACUCUGCCCAACCGGCGCCGAGAUACAGUAACACCACCAGCUCGCAAGGACCGCCGCAACUUGGUGCUUUGCCCUUCCAGGGCUCACAACCAUCUCCACAAUCCUCGACACCGCCUCAGGGAACUCCGUUUCAGCCUCCAACGGAUCCUCGCAGCAGUGGCCCUGCAUACGGUGGUGUGCCCCCUCCCGCCUAUGCCCCGACACCUGGGAACAACCAGUCUGCUGCAACCACAAACGCAAAGCUCGUAUUUGGUGUGUCACUGAACCGCCUGUAUGAGAGAGACGGUCUGGCCGUGCCGAUGGUGGUAUAUCAGUGCAUCCAGGCUGUGGAUCUCUUCGGCCUGGGUGUUGAGGGUAUCUACAGACAAUCGGGCUCAGUAACCCACAUCAGCAAGCUCAAGGGCAUGUUUGAUGCAGGCAAGUCCCAACACUAUUCAUCCGACCCCGCUCUGGACUUUAGAAACCCUGAAAACUUCUAUCACGACGUAAACAGUGUGACUGGCCUCCUGAAGCAGUUUUUCCGCGAUCUCCCGGAUCCCCUCCUGACAGCAGAACACCAUGAUGCCUUUGUCAAUGCAGCCAAAAACGAAGACGACGUUGUGCGCCGCGACUCUCUCCACGCCAUCAUCAAUGCCCUCCCCGACCCCAACUACGCUACCCUGCGCGCCAUGACGCUCCACCUCUACCGCAUCAUGGACAAUUCGCACGUCAACAGGAUGAAUUCACACAACUUGGCUGUUAUUUUCGGCCCUACGCUCAUGGGCUCCGAUCCCAGCACGGCUAUUGCCGAUGCAGGGUGGCAGAUUAAAGUCAUUGACACGAUUUUACAGAAUACAUAUCAGAUAUUUGAUGAGGAUUAA
Messenger RNA from Metarhizium brunneum ARSEF 3297, 2349 nucleotides. The record is from RefSeq and is a predicted model, not a curated record. NCBI's taxonomy places the organism in Eukaryota, Fungi, Ascomycota, Sordariomycetes, Hypocreales, Clavicipitaceae.